UUCUCCCAUCGGCUCAUCCCAUAAACCGACACCGACCGAGAGCGUGCCGGGCGCGCAGCCAGGGGCUGCGGUAGCCAGCAAAGCAAAACCUCUCGUGCAAGGAGCCAGGCCAUAAAUCAAAUAAAUAGGGAACAUGGAAUGGGUGAGAUGGUAGUUCGGAGAGAACAAGUCCCGCUAGACGUAGGGAGUGGGUUUGCAGCGUUAAGUAGGGCGGUCUAGGACAGCCCCUGGCAUUGAGUGAUGACCUGGAAGAAGCCAACCCAAGGCCUCCGGGAAUGGGGAGAGGCCACAGUCCCAGCAGAGGGAACGCCCGUGUAGCAGGCUUGAGGCGGAGGGGGGUGAGUGGGGCAGGCCUGUUUGCAAGGCCGCCUGGCCUUUCCCGCUGGGGGAUGGGGACCUGUUGGAGGGACUGAGGCACAGAGCAGGAUGGUGCGCCUUGGCUGGGUAAGGGCCAGCCCUCGCACAGUGCCUUGCGGAGAGCGGGUGGCGGGUGGCUGAGCAGUCAGACUGGACGCAGGAGAGAGGACGGCCAGGGUGGAGCAGGCGGAGUCCCAGGAAGUGGUCAGAUCCGGGAUACGUUCUGAAGGGGAGGCCUACAGGAUUUGCUCAUGGAUUGGAUACAAAAGUGAGAAUGAGAGGAAUUGAAGGCUGGGGCCUUGAGCAGUGGGAAGGAGUUUACCAUGAACUGAGAUGAGAAAGGGGCGCAACUCAUCGUUCAUUCAAUAAAACCUUACCGCGAACCCACUGUCGGGCGUGUGCACAGCAGGUGCAGCCAUGAGCAGCCAGCCAGACUCCUGCUUCCUGGGAGGAGCCUCAGGGCGCCAUAGCAGAGAGCUGGAUUGGAAAAGGAGCAGCCGGGACUCGAACCGGCACCCAAAUAGGAUGCUGGUGCUGCAGGCGGCGGCUGUACCCACUAUGCCACAGCGCCGGCCCUGGGAGGACGCAAAGCAGGCCGGCGGGGACAUCCCUCUAGAUCGCCUGACCAUCUCGUACUGUCGGAGCAGCGGGCCCGGGGGCCAGCACGUCAACAAAGUGAACUCCAAGGCUGAAGUGCGGUUCCAUUUGGCCACUGCCGACUGGAUCGCGGAGCCCGUGCGGGGGAAGAUCGCCGUCACGCAUAAGAAUAAGAUCAACAGGUGCGGAGAGUUGAUUGUCACCUCCGAGAGCAGCCGGUAUCAGUUCCGGAACCUGGCGGAUUGCCUGCGGAAAAUCCGAGCGCUGAUCGCCGAGGCCAGCCAGACGCCCGAGGAGCCGUCCAAGGAGGACGCUCAGCUCUGGAAAGCCAGGAUAGAGAGCAGGAACCGGGAGAGGCUGCGGCAGAAGAGAGCGCAUUCUGCCCUCAAGGCCAGCAGGAGGGCAGACGUGGACUGAACCCCGGGCAGCCGGCCCCGGAGAGGAGACGUUUGUCCGCUUCUGCUGACCGUGCGAGCGACAGCGCUGGCGCCAUCGCGAGAAUGCUCGCUGGGACCGUGGGCACGGGCACGGUGCGGAGUUCAGCGUGGGCUGUCACUGGGUUGUCCAACUUCGCGUGUCAGCUGCAGUGAAAUAAACUUCCAACCAGCA
Messenger RNA from Oryctolagus cuniculus (rabbit), 1563 nucleotides. The record is from RefSeq and is a predicted model, not a curated record. Lineage: Eukaryota; Metazoa; Chordata; Mammalia; Lagomorpha; Leporidae.